AUAAUUUGCAGAAAAAACCAAAUGGCGUUCUCUGCAGUAACAACGCACUGCCCCUCCUCUCUUCUCCGUCUUCCGGCGACGACCUCGUCGGCGUCCUCAGCUCGGACUUCAAUCUCUUUCCGAUUUUCAUCCACAAGUCUCAGCCGUGCCAGACGCAUCUCAAUUCGAUCCGUUUCAACUUCCGCAGCACCGAAAUCGGAGGGAAUUGCGCCUGCGAUUUCGGUUACGGAGAAUGCGUUGAAGCAUUUCAAUAAGAUGAGAGUUGAACGUAAUGAGGAUUUGUGCUUGAGGAUUGGUGUCAAACAGGGUGGAUGCUCCGGCAUGUCGUAUACCAUGGACUUUGAGAGCAAAGAGAACGCGAGGCCGGACGAUUCCGUCAUUGAAUAUAAUGGGUUUGAGAUAGUUUGUGAUCCUAAGAGCCUCCUCUUCUUGUAUGGUAUGCAAUUGGACUACAGUGAUGCCCUUAUUGGUGGAGGCUUUUCUUUCAAGAACCCUAAUGCGACGCAAACAUGCGGCUGCGGUAAAUCGUUUGCCGCAGAGAUGUAGGACUUUGUAUAUGGUAAACUUGAAUAGAAUAAUAGAUGUACGUACGAUAAAGAAACUUCUUAGACGCAUUUCCAUGGUAGUCGUGUAUUACAUAUUUCAGAUAUCCAUCCUCAAAGAUUACUAGUAGUAAAAUCAAUUGCGUUACUGAACAAUGAA
Messenger RNA from Argentina anserina (silverweed cinquefoil), 702 nucleotides. Its product is annotated as iron-sulfur assembly protein IscA, chloroplastic. Lineage: Eukaryota; Viridiplantae; Streptophyta; Magnoliopsida; Rosales; Rosaceae. The transcript is spliced from 3 exons. Gene Ontology annotation, cellular component: chloroplast stroma. The coding region runs from base 22 to 546 and encodes 174 amino acids. Gene Ontology annotation, biological process: iron-sulfur cluster assembly. Gene Ontology annotation, molecular function: iron-sulfur cluster binding; protein-macromolecule adaptor activity. The record is from RefSeq and is a predicted model, not a curated record.